CGCCCGUCCACUGUUUUAAGUUAGUCGGUUUAAAGUUUUUGUGAUAAUAGGACCCGGUGAAUACUAUAAGACAUGGCUCCGAAUAUAUCAGAAGAAAUUGGUUUAGAAUCGUCGGAGGCGAAUCUGGAGAAACUGGUUGCACCACAAGCUGGCCCCAGGAAAUAUGAACUGAUAUAUUCUGUGACAAUGUCACUGAUUUAUGUGCAUUCCGCUUCAGCUUAUGCCUUGUACUUGGGGUGGACGAGAGCGUAUUGGUCGACUAUAUUUUUUACAUACGUUUUAUAUGUCUUGGCACAAAUCGGCGUAUGUGCUGGUGCUCACAGGCUGUGGUCCCACAGAUCAUUCAAAGCAACAACACCGCUGCAGAUUCUUCUAAUGGUCAUGCAUUCUUUGUCCUACCAGUAUACGGCCUAUAAUUGGGCAAGGGACCACCGUUUGCAUCACAGGUAUGCAGACACAGACGCAGAUCCUCACAACUCUACUCGUGGAUUCUUCUAUUGUCACGUUGGAUGGCUGAUCGUCAAGAAGCACCCAGAGGUCGCACGACGAGGCAAAUUCGUUGAUUUCAGCGAUCUUAAUACUAACGCUGUGCUACAGUUUCAAAAGAGAUACGCCAUUCCAUUCAUCGGAUUAGUGGGCUUCGUUCUCCCAACAAUAAUCCCAGUUUACUUCUGGGGCGAGAGCUUCAACGUCGCCUGGCACUUCUGCUUCCUCCGUUACGCCUGCAACCUCCACGCGACCUUCACAAUCAACAGCCUCGCCCAUCUGUGGGGCUACAAGCCGUAUGAUAAGAACAUCCAACCCACCCAAAACGAGAUUGUCAGCGUAGUAGCACUAGGCGAGGGUUUCCACAACUACCACCACACAUAUCCAUGGGAUUACAGAGCUGCUGAACUGGGUAACAAUGUGCUUAAUUGGACGACACUGUUUAUAGAUUUGUUUGCGAAGAUCGGAUGGGCGUAUGACCUGAAGACGGUGCCGAAGGAAGUGGUGAUGAAGCGGGCGGAGAGAACGGGCGAUGGGACGGAUUUGUGGGGUAACAAGAGAUUAAGCAAGUCUGAGUCAUAGUAUUUUAUUAUAUUAAUUUAUUCACAAAUAUACAAUAUCCUUACUUAAAAUAUAUAGUUUUAAAUACAUAGGAUACACAAUAUCGCUGUGAUCUAACUCUACAAACAGAUUUACUACACACACAGUCUGUAAAGAAAACGCUUAAGCCCAAUACACACAUAUCAGUGUAGCCACAGAUUCGACACAGUAGGUACCGACACAGUGCAAAAGAUUCAUACAUUCUCUUGAUUCAUUCUUCUCAUCAGCGCCGGCUUCCUAGUUUCUGCAGCAGAAUAUUGAAGCAACUCUCUGACAUUUUAAAAUAAUCAAAUUAUUUUCUUUCAUCUUUAACUAAUUCUUUGUAUAAUGUGAUGAAUUCUCCUUCCGUCUCUCUUAAUUGCCAAGUUACAUGGACCCAUUUUCUUUUUUUCCUUGAUGCUGCUCUUCUUCUUCGUCUAAAGCAAUGGCUAUCAUCUGCUCUGUAGUAUUGAACACAGCCAUAAUCACGUUUCUUGAUGACGUAUAGGUUCAGAAGCUCUGUAAAUUGAGAACUGACAUGGGCUUUACUGAUAUGUGUGAAUCGGGUUUUAAUCUUAAUCUGUAUGCGCUCCAACAUGAGACAAUUUAUUAUAUGUUUGUAUACAUAUAUAUCAUUAUAUAAAUCGUUGAUUUAGUUAAACUUUUCGCAGGGGUACUAAUAGUUUAACACAUUGAAUGCUUAAACAAUGGAUACACAGUAAUAGCCGGAAAUCAAUCGUUUUUAUGGCGAAUUUUGUUUAAGUAAAUAUGAAUGUUAAAAAAUAACAUAUUUCAGAUCCGAACACUCGGAUCCGAAAGUCAGCAAUGGCUUACGGAUUACGGAUUAUUGAACAAUCAAGCCAAACACUAUAACAAAAGAUGUUUUCUAUGUUAGCCUAAGAACUUUUCAGCGCAUUAGUAGUGUAGGCACAGGUGGUAAACGAAAGCGCUCCUAAAAGUUUCAGAAAGUGUUUAUAGGUGUAAUUUAAGUCAUUUUUUACAAAGUUAUGUAUUCUACGUAAAUGUGAUAAACAAAAUAAGUUAUAAGAUGGGGGAUUAUUUGUAAAAGUGGCUGUUUUUAGAUGAUAUUAAAAUUAUAUUU
Messenger RNA from Pieris rapae (cabbage white), 2167 nucleotides. RefSeq names its product acyl-CoA Delta(11) desaturase. Gene Ontology annotation, molecular function: stearoyl-CoA 9-desaturase activity; iron ion binding. Bases 73 to 1068 code for a protein of 331 amino acids. The record is from RefSeq and is a predicted model, not a curated record. Gene Ontology annotation, cellular component: endoplasmic reticulum membrane. The transcript is spliced from 5 exons. Gene Ontology annotation, biological process: unsaturated fatty acid biosynthetic process. NCBI's taxonomy places the organism in Eukaryota, Metazoa, Arthropoda, Insecta, Lepidoptera, Pieridae.